AUGUCUGCAAUCGUCAACGGGUACAAACAUGAGUCUGAGCGGAUAGCUCACCAGGAAGAGAAGCAUUUGCCGGGAGGAUGGGUGGUGCUCAAGUUCGGUGGUACGAGUGUGGGCAAGUUUGCGGAGAAUAUAGCGGGCAUUGUCAAAGCUGGCCUGAAGGACAAUCGCGCCGCCAUAGUCUGCUCCGCGCGCAGCAACAACACCAAGCUCGAAGGAACGACGAACCGCCUCCUCCGCGCUGCUCGUGCUGCCGAGAAACCCGCCAAUCGCGGAUACGAUGAGAUUGUUGAAGCGAUUCGCACCGACCACAUCCAGGCUGCGACGGACUCGAUCAAUGAUGCUGCGAUCCUGGCGACCUUCACCGAAGAGGUCAAUGCCGAAUGUGAGAGCCUGACCAAGAUUCUGGAGUCGGCGCAACAUUUGGAGGAAGUCACCAGCCGCGCCGAAGACAAGAUCAUCAGCAAGGGCGAGAAGCUGAGCUGUCGCUACAUGGCUGCGCUCCUGAGUGACCGCGGUACACCUGCGCAGUUCGUCGAUCUAUCCGACAUUGUCAAGUGCGGCUUGUCGGAAAAGGGACUGAACGACCAGUUCUACAAGGAUCUGGCCGAGUCUCUGGGCAAAGAGGUGGCAGCGUGCGGCGACAAGGUGCCAGUCAUCACAGGAUAUUUUGGCAAUGUUCCCGGCGGCAUUCUCACCUCUAUUGGACGCGGAUACACGGAUCUUUGCGCUGCCCUAGUUGCUGUUGGAAUCAAGGCGAAAGAGCUACAGGUCUGGAAAGAGGUGGACGGCAUCUUCACCGCGGAUCCUCGCAAGGUUCCUACAGCUGCUCUCCUUCCUACCGUGACGCCCUCUGAAGCCGCCGAAUUGACGUUCUACGGUUCCGAGGUCAUCCACCCCUUCACCAUGGAGCAGGUCAUCCGCGCGCGCAUUCCAAUCCGCAUCAAGAAUGUCAUGAACCCGCGCAACGCCGGCACCAUCAUCUUCCCAGACAACCUUGCCGCAGUUGAUGAUCGCGCGCCGCUCAGGGACUCGGCACUCUUCCGCACCCGCUCGUCCAGUCUCUUGACUAACCUCUCGGGCCCCAAGCGCCCUACUGCAGUCACCAUCAAGCACAACAUCGUCGUGCUCAAUGUGCACAGCAACAAGCGCACCCGCGCCCACGGCUUCCUGAUGAACAUCUUUAGCAUCCUCGACCGCUGGCACUUGUCUGUCGACCUCAUUUCCUCGUCUGAGGUGCACGUGUCCAUGGCACUGCACUCCGAGUCCGCCCUGCUCAGUGGCGGGGGUGAGGAUGAGUACAAGAUCCAAGACAAGGAUCUGCAGGGAGCAGUAAACGAUCUGGGCACCCUUGGCACUAUCGACAUUGUGCCUGACAUGGCUAUCGUGAGCUUGGUGGGUAAGCAGUUGAAGAACAUGAUUGGUAUCAGUGGAAAGUUCUUCAGCGUGCUGGGUCAGAACAACAUCAACAUUGAGAUGAUCUCGCAGGGUGCCAGCGAGAUUAAUAUCUCCUGCGUCAUUGAGGAGCGCGAGGCCGACCGCGCAUUGAACGUCGUGCAUACGAACCUUUUCACAUUUCUAGAUUAAGCAUUUGCAUCUGUGGCGUUUGAUACCACGUAGAAAGAAUUUCAUCUUUGUCUUUUCUCUCC
This is a messenger RNA of Parastagonospora nodorum SN15, 1646 nucleotides long. RefSeq lists its product as hypothetical. The transcript has 3 exons. Gene Ontology annotation, biological process: amino acid biosynthetic process. The record is from RefSeq and is a predicted model, not a curated record. Bases 1 to 1584 code for a protein of 527 amino acids. Lineage: Eukaryota; Fungi; Ascomycota; Dothideomycetes; Pleosporales; Phaeosphaeriaceae. Gene Ontology annotation, molecular function: aspartate kinase activity.